AUGUUUAUUAUUCUUUUAUUCAUAUCAAUUUCACUUGGUGAGUACAAAGCUGAUAAACUUAUUAAAGGCCAAGAACCAAGAACUGCUGUUCCACACUGUGCAUCAGUUUCAAAUGGGGCAUGUACUAGUUGUGAUGUUGGUUAUGAACUUUCUUCUGAUUCUUCAAAUACCCAAAAAUGUACUCUUAAACAGGACAUUUGUAAAACUACAUUUUCUUACUAUGAUAACAGUAAUGCUAGUUCUCCAAAAUGUGUUUAUUGUGAAAAUGGAAAAGAAGCCAAUACACCACCAAACUCUAAUUCUGAAAAAUGUACAUGUAAAAAUGGUGUUGAUAAUUGUGAUACUUGUCUUUCUAAAGACAGUGGCACUAAAUGUGAAGAAUGUAUAAUUGGAAUGUCUACAACUAACACUGGAAGUUCAAAAGGAUGCGACAAUGCAACUACAGAUGACCAUGCAGAAAAUUGUAUCGGUCUUUUAGCUUCAACCACUUCUUCAAAGACAUGUGACAAAUGUUUUGGAAAUUAUACACUUGAAAAUGGUAAAUGUACUAAAAAGAAUGAAAAGAUUAGUAAUUGUAUUUUACAAGUAGUAAAUGAUUGUAACCAAUGUGCAGAUGGAUAUUAUAUUAAUGCUGAGAAAAAAUGUACCAAAUAUCCAGACCAUUGUUCUAAAAUGAAUGGUAAUCAAUGCUCGACCUGCAUGGAAGGCUAUUAUUUAAAAGACUCUAAAUGUAAUGUAUGUACAAUUGAUAAUCCAAACAAUCUUUCAGAAGGUAAUGAAUGUAGUAUUUAUAAUACUGAACAUUGUACAUCAUGUAAUAAAAGAUGUACUGUUUCUGGUGGAUUUUGUACUAAGAAUCAUUGUCGUUUGUUCUCUUUGACUGAAGAAAAUAAAUGUGCAAAAUGUGAUAAUGGAUAUUUCCUAACAACUGAAGGAAAAUGUUCACCAAAUUUGUACGAUGGUUUCACAACAUCAGCUAAAACAGAAUGCCAACCAGGCUAUUAUUUAGAAAAAGAUGGAGAAAAUAAGAGAUGCUCACUUUGUCCAGAUCCAUUUACUGAAUGUCUUACUUCUAAAACACCUGUUCCAGGUAAAUUAAAUAUUAAAAAUUCUCACUUAACUUCAACAAUUGGACCAUGUAAACUUCCAGGAUGUUUGUCAUGUAGUGAUGAUGAUACUAUUUGUUAUAAAUGUGAGAAUGGACUUACACUAAAAGGAACUCAUUGUUACAAUACUAUUAUUAAUGAUGUACUUGGUAUUAGUGGUAAAAAUCAUAAAGUGUGUAAAAUGAGAGGGUACAAUCAAUUUGAACAAUAUUUGAAUGCAUUUAAAGCAUCAGAUAAUACUUAUUAUUGUCCACUUACAGAUCUUUUCCUACCUUACUAUUUUAAUGUCACUAAGAACUCUAAAGAUAUGUCUAAAAUUACCAUUGGUUGUGUUGGUAAGUCUAGAGAUGUUAAGAAUGAUUGUGAAUGUGAAGCAAAAUACAUUCCAACAUCUAUAGAUAAAUCAUCAGAUUGUGUUUCAAUAGCAACUAAACUUCCAUCAUGUGAAAGAGCAGCAAAUGAAAAUAUUUGUACACAAUGUCCAGUUGGAUCACAUGUAGGAAGUGAUGGUAAAUGUUCUUGUGGUGAUGGUCAUUAUUUUGACAAAGACAAUACUUGUAAAAAGUGUCCAGAUAGCUGUUCAAGUUGUGCUCUUGAUUCAACUAAAAAUAAUGUCAUAUGUACUUCAUGUUAUGAAAAUAUUCAAGGAGUUACUACAAGGGAUAAAGACAAAAAAUGUGCAUGUGUUAGUAAUGAUUAUAAAGAAGGACCAAAUGAAGAAGAUAAGAAGAAAAGUUGUGCACAAUUAAAUAAAAACUGUAAAAAUGAAGGUAAGUAUGAGAUUAGUGAUGGAUAUGUUACAUGUCUUGAUUGUGAUAAUCCUGCUUAUAUCGUUGGUUCACAAAUUAGUGCUUGUACUCAAUGUUCUCCUAAUGCUUAUAGAAAUGGAAAUGAGUGUGUUCUUUGUUCUACUAAACAAGCUCAGUUUGGACAUUGUUCAUCUUGUUCAGCAACGGCAUGUCUUACAUGUGAAGAUAAUAAUUUGAUUCUUACUGCUAGUGGCUCAAAUGUACAAUGUACUGAGUGUAAAGAUGGAUUUUAUAAAAUUGAAAACCCAACGGAUGGAGUGUAUUGUAGUCCAUGUCCUGCAAAGUGCAAAACAUGUAAAUAUAAUACCCCAACGAAGAAAAUUGAAUGUUUGACAUGUACUGAUACAACUUCUCAAGACAUUAAAGCACCAGAAUGUGCUUGUCCAAAAGAAACAGUUCAACUUGAGAAUGGAAGAUGUAAGAGUUGUUCAGAACUUUCAAAAUAUGAAGGAUGUAAAACUACUGAUACAUGUAAUGUUGAUGCUAAAACAGGAUAUAUUUAUGCAACAGAAUGUUCAGAAAAUUUUAAUGGACGUAGUCCUUAUAGCAAUUGUACUGCAUGUACUUUGUCUAACUAUUAUCCAAAAAAUGGAGAAAAGGGAGAAGGUAAUAAAAAUAAUGGAUGUGCUAAAUGUAAUCCUGAAUGUGGGACUUGUUCAGAUCAAGACAUCUGUCUAACAUGUACUGAUUCAUUAAAAGUAGGAAGUAAGUGUGAUAGAUGUAAGACAGGAUAUUAUAUGUCUAAUGGAGAAUGUAAACCAUGUACUAAUCAUUGUAGUGAAUGUACUAGUGCUACAGAAUGUACAGUGUGUGAGAGCGAAACAUAUAAGGUAAUUAGUGGAAAAGGAUGUAAUUCAUGUGCAGAUGGAUUCUAUUUUGAUGAAAUUAAAGGAGCAUGUAUACCAUGUACAUCACCAUGCACUAAAUGUAUUGGAGUAAUGAAGGACUGUGAAGAAGGAGAAAGUGGAUGUAAUUCAGAGAAGAAGAAAGUAGUAGAACAUUGUACAAAAUGUUCAACAAAAGAUCAUAUUUCAGAAUUCCCAUUGAAUGGGGCAUGUACAUGUGCAUAUGGAUAUAUUCAAAAUAAUUCAACAAAAGAUAAUACAAUAGAAUGUGAAUCAUGUAAAGCCAAAGUUAAUGAAUUCUGUGAUUCAUGUAAUUCAAAUGAAUGUUUGAAAUGCAACGCAGAAUAUUUAGAAGUGAAAGGAGAAGAGUGUGUUUGUGUAGAAGGAUAUUACACAUCAAGUUGGGGAUCAUGUGUUCCAUGUUCAAGACAUAUGGCACAUUGUACUAAAUGUUCAGGAGAAGGAAAAUGCACAUCAUGUGAAGAAGGAUGGAAAUUAGAAGAAGGAAACUGCAAUGGAAGUAAAGGAAUUUUCAUUAUGAUGGUGAUAGUCAUGUUAUCAUUUAUGUUCUAA
Messenger RNA from Entamoeba dispar SAW760, 3333 nucleotides. RefSeq names its product furin repeat-containing protein, putative. The transcript has a single exon. The record is from RefSeq and is a predicted model, not a curated record. Bases 1 to 3333 code for a protein of 1110 amino acids. NCBI's taxonomy places the organism in Eukaryota, Evosea, Mastigamoebida, Endamoebidae.